Messenger RNA from Sclerotinia borealis F-4128, 735 nucleotides. NCBI's taxonomy places the organism in Eukaryota, Fungi, Ascomycota, Leotiomycetes, Helotiales, Sclerotiniaceae. The record is from the annotation of a GenBank genome assembly.
AUGAGUUCCCCAGAUGGAAACAAUCCUCCGCCCCUCUCCGACUCCACCCCAUCGAGCGAACCAAAAUUCGAUCCCACAGCCCGAUACCGCAAUUGGUUUUCCAUCCUCAUGGGCACCAUGCCCCCAUCGCAACAGAUACUCUACCGCGAAGACCAAUACGCGCGGCACGAGAAGCGCGACUGCGACCAGUGCGAAUCCUGGCGCGACUACAAUCUCAAAUACUCACCCAUUGUCAUAUUCAUGCAAAAGAACAUACGGGAACUGAACGGAAAACUAGAUGGCGAUAAUAUACGCUGCAGGAGAUGUCCGACGCGAGUGACCGAGGAUGGGAAAAUAGUAAGGCAAGGAGGCGGAUUUAGUCCCGAGCAUGGUAUCCAAUUGUGUGCGAAUGAGAUGCGCGAUAGUAAACAUGUGGAGGAUACGUUGGCGCAUGAAAUGGUUCACGCGUGGGAUCAUUUGAGGUGGAAAGUGGACUGGGGGGAUCUGCGCCAUGCUGCUUGUUCGGAGGUUAGAGCCGCAAGUCUAAGUGGAGAAUGUAGAUGGGCGAGAGAAUUCUGGACGAGAAAUAACUACAGGGUAACACAACAACAUCAGGACUGCGUACGCAGGAGAGCAGUGAAGUCGGUGCUGGCUCGACCGUGGUGUAAGGAUGAUGUUCAAGCCGUGAAGGUAGUAAAUGAGGUUUGGGAUUCGUGUUACUCGGAUACUCGACCUUUCGACGAGAUCUACAAGUGA